GGUACUAAAUGGGUUGAUGAUGAUGGACGGUCUAAACGUACAGGCACCUUAUGGACCGCGAGUGCUCAUAUAAUCACAGCAGUAAUAGGAUCAGGAGUUCUGUCACUUUCAUGGGCUACAGCUCAACUGGGAUGGGUGAUUGGACCUCUAGUUCUCAUUGCUUUCUCUUUGGUCACUUUCUAUACCUCCACCUUACUCACAGACUGUUAUAGAUCUCCUGAUCCAGUCAAGGGAAAACGAAAUCAUACUUACAUGGAUGCAGUCAAAGCCAAUUUAGGAAGUACGCAAAUAUGGCUAUGUGGCUUGACACAGUAUGCCAAUUUAUAUGGAACUUCUAUUGGCUACACAAUCACUGCAGCUAUCAGCAUGACAGCUAUCAAGCAGCAACAUUGUUUCCAUGAAAAUGGGAGGGAAGCUCCAUGCAACUCCAACAACAACCCUUUUAUGAUUUUGUUUGGAAUCCUACAGCUUUUUUUAUGUCAGGUACCUGACUUUGACAAGCUCUGGUGGCUCUCUAUCGUUGCUGCGGUUAUGUCAUUUACUUAUUCUUCAAUAGCACUUGGCCUUGCUAUUGGAAAAGUUGCAGAAGGAAACUUCCAUGGGACUCUUACAGGAAUGCCCAUAGGUACAGUAACUGCAGCACAAAAGUUCUGGGAUGUCUUCCGAGCUCUAGGAAAUAUUGCUUUUGCUUAUUCAUACUCCUCCCUUUUAAUUGAGAUCCAGGACACAGUAAAAUCACCUCCAGCAGAGAACCAAACAAUGAAGAAAGCCACAGCAAUUGGAGUGAGUGUGACCACCAUGUUCUACAUGUUAUGCGGUUUAUUUGGAUAUGCGGCAUUUGGUAACAAUGCUCCAGGCAACUUUUUAGCUGGAUUUGGCUAUUAUGAGCAAUUUUGGCUUAUUGACAUUGCCAAUAUAUGCAUUAUUGUUCACCUCGUCGGAGCCUAUCAAGUUUUUGUACAACCUCUAUUUGCAUUUAUUGAAAAGUGGUGCUUCAAGAAGUGGCCAGAGAGCAUAUUUCUCCAAAUGGAAUACAAUGUUAAAUUGCCCAAGUAUGGAAAGUACAAGCUCAGUCUUUUCAGACUGGUCUGGAGAUCAGUUUUUGUGGUCACUACCACAGUUAUUUCAAUGCUUCUGCCAUUUUUCAACGAUGUUGUGGCACUCUUGGGGGCAGCAGGAUUUUGGCCAUUGACAGUCUAUUUCCCAGUAGAAAUGUACAUUGUUCAACAAAAGAUCCCACGUUUUUCAUCAAAAUGGUUGCUGUUGAAGGCCUUGAGUGCUGUUUGUUUCCUUCUCUCGGCAGCAGCUGCAGUUGCAGCAAUCGAAGGUGUUGUCCAGGAUUUGAAAACGUACAAGCCCUUCAAAACGACGUAUGACUGAAAGCUCCUC
Cryptomeria japonica (Japanese cedar) is the source of this 1389-nucleotide messenger RNA. RefSeq names its product amino acid permease 3-like. The record is from RefSeq and is a predicted model, not a curated record. The transcript is spliced from 8 exons. The annotation marks the transcript as partial. Gene Ontology annotation, cellular component: plasma membrane. Lineage: Eukaryota; Viridiplantae; Streptophyta; Pinopsida; Cupressales; Cupressaceae.